UCAAAACUUUAUAAUGCUACAACUGAAAAUUAUAAUUGAAACUAUUAUUUAUAAAUUGUAGCAAUUUAAGAGACUGGGCUUUAGUUUUGGUUUACCUUUGUUUGACUUUCUUUUUGUGACCCGGAAGUAAGCAGAACAAGGCCGCGCUAGCAGGCUAGCUGCGUUAGCUUGUGUUGAGACGACGGCGGUGUUUUGUUCGGACGUUUGUGAGGUUUCUACAGAGAUGUACAAAUACGUGGUUCGAUUUAUGAUAAUCAUCUUUAGCUAAAGUGUCGUAAAUGAGUGAAUACGUGUUAAACGUAACAACAACGUGGCUGUGAUUGUGAGACUAGCAGAUGAUCGGAGCUGCUGCUGUUCAGAGGACUUUGGUGUUUGUUGGAGCUGAAGAUCUUUUGCAGCUGCAGGAACCAUGUCUUCAUUUGCUCGGAAAGAGUCUGUCACAGAACAAAUUUCUGCAGCUAAUAAAGACUCCGUCAGACUCUGUGAAGGAACCAUCGUCCAGAAUGAGAAUGAGGAGCUCUGUGGUCAGCGCAGACCGCUGGAUAUCACCUGGAACCCGCAGCUUCAGCUCCACGUUGCAGUCCUUCCCCAGCAUUGGAUGACUGAAGAGGAGGAUCUCAGCAACCAGCAGAGGGACUUCAGAGAGGAACAGAAGAAUCCAGAACCUCCAUAUUAUAAAGAGGAGCAGAAGGAACCAGAACCUCCAUAUUAUAAAGAGGAGACGGAGGAACCAGAACCUCCAUAUUAUAAAGAGGAGACGGAGGAACAAGAACGUCCACAAAUUGGAGAGGAACAGGGAGUACCAGAACCUUCACUGAUUAAAGAUGAGCCAGAGGACUUCUUCAUCAGUCAGGAUGAAGAGCAGCUUGAGCUGAAGCAGGAGACUGAUACCUUACUGGGGAUUCCUACUUAUGAGGAAAAUGAUCACAGUGAAACAGAUCUUAACAAACAGCAGAGAUUUAAUGUAACAGACAGUCGGAAGGAAAAAGGAAACCAACAUGAAGAACCAACAUCAUCUACAGCUGGACAGACAGACCCACAGAACAGAGAUCAGAAGAACAGAAGAGACAUAAAUCCUUUCCACAAUGUGGACAGCUCUCACACGUUACCAAGUCGAUGUGAUAAAAGUUUUAGUCAUGCAACUAGUCUCAAAGCACACAAGAGAAUUCAUUCAGGAGAGAAGUCUUAUUCUUGUAAAGAAUGUGAAAAAAGUUUUAUGAAAAUCGGUAAUCUAAAAAGACACAUGAAAACUCACACAGAAGAAAAGCCUUUUUCUUGUAAAGAAUGUGGUGCAAAUUUUAGUCAGACAUCUAGUCUCAAAGCACACAUGACAGUUCAUUCAGGAGAGAAGUCUUAUUCUUGUAAAGAAUGUGAAAAAAGUUUUAGGACAAACGGUAAUCUAAAAAAACACAUGAAAAUUCACACAGGAGAAAAGCCUUUUUUGUGUCAAGAAUGUGAUAAAUGUUUUAGUUGUUUAUCCAGUCUGAAAUCACACAUGUUUACUCACGUACAAGAAAAGCCUUUUCCUUGUCAAGAAUGUGAUGCAAGUUUUGGUCAUAUGUCUAGUCUCAAAACACACAUGAGAAUCCACACCGGAGAAAAGCCCUUUUCUUGUAAAGAAUGUGAUAGAAGUUUCAAUCAAACAUGCCAACUCAAAACCCACAUGAGAACUCACACAGGAGAGAAGCCUUUUUCUUGUAAAGAAUGUGAUAGAAGUUUUAGUCGUAUAGCUAAUCUCAAAUCACACAUGUCAACUCACACAGGAGAAAAGCCUUUUUCUUGUAACGAAUGUGAAACAAGUUUUAGUCGUAUAGCUAAUCUCAAAUCACAUAUGUUAACUCACACAGGAGAAAAGCCCUUUUCUUGUACAGAAUGUGAUAAAAGGUAUAGACAUGUAAAUAGUCUCAGAGAACACAUGAAAACUCAUACAGGAGAGAAUCCUUUUACUUGUGAAGAAUGUGGUACACGUUUUGGCUAUAUAUCUUAUCUGAAAGCACACAUGAGAACUCAUACAGGAGAAAAGCCCUUUUCUUGUGAAGAAUGUGAUGCAAGUUUUAAUCAUGUGUGUAGUCUCAAAGCACACAUGAAAACUCACACAGGGGAUAAGCAUUUUUCUUGUGAUUAAUGUGAAAAUAUUAGUAUAGAGUCUCUAAUGAAAACUCACACGACUAAAGUUUUUUUUUCUUGUCAGGGUAGUAAAUGAUUUAGUGUAAACUCUAAAUCCUAAAAUUCUUAUCAAAUGUUGACCUCUAAAGGAUGGUCUCCAUACCACAAAUAUGCACUAAUUUUAUUAGAGGGAGGUACGAGUGAGUAUUGAAUGUGUAGAAGGGAUUUUUUCUAAAGAUUUGUUUGAUAUAACUUUCUGGGACAGUUUAUUUUAGGUUUUUAUAAUUUCCAAGGUACAAUAAGAAAAAAAUAAAUAAAGUAAUACAUUUCAAUCCAUGUGUAAAGAUGCUAGAUAGUGAACUUUACUGCUGACAGAAUAUGUUUAACAUUUUUACAGAAUGAAUGAUGUUAGAAGUAUCUGUAAAUAUAAAUGUGUUGUUUUGAAUUAUAACUAUAUCUUGAACGACUUCA
Molecule: messenger RNA, 2577 nt
Organism: Oryzias melastigma (Indian medaka)
Lineage: Eukaryota; Metazoa; Chordata; Actinopteri; Beloniformes; Adrianichthyidae
Product: gastrula zinc finger protein XlCGF57.1-like
Exons: 2
Coding region: 410-2125 (571 amino acids)
Biological process (GO): regulation of transcription by RNA polymerase II
Cellular component (GO): PcG protein complex; transcription regulator complex
Molecular function (GO): RNA polymerase II cis-regulatory region sequence-specific DNA binding; DNA-binding transcription factor activity, RNA polymerase II-specific
Source: RefSeq, a predicted model, not a curated record